AUGUCGCGCCAUCACCCCGAUCUCGUCAUGUGCCGCAAGCAGCCCGGCAUCGCCAUCGGUCGCCUCUGCGACAAGUGCGACGGCAAGUGCCCUGUGUGCGAUUCCUACGUGCGCCCGACCACGCUCGUGCGCAUCUGCGACGAGUGCAGCUUCGGCAACUACCAGAACAAGUGCGUGGUCUGCGGCGGCGAGGGCAUCUCUGACGCCUUCUACUGCUUCGAGUGCACGCGCCUCGAGAAGGACCGCGACGGGUGCCCAAAGAUCAUCAACCUGGGUAGCUCACGGACAGAUUUAUUCUACCAGAAAAAGACAAAUCGAGCGCCGAAUUACUAA
Cordyceps fumosorosea ARSEF 2679 is the source of this 333-nucleotide messenger RNA. RefSeq names its product PHF5-like protein. The record is from RefSeq and is a predicted model, not a curated record. Gene Ontology annotation, cellular component: U2 snRNP; precatalytic spliceosome; catalytic step 2 spliceosome. The transcript has 3 exons. NCBI's taxonomy places the organism in Eukaryota, Fungi, Ascomycota, Sordariomycetes, Hypocreales, Cordycipitaceae. The coding region runs from base 1 to 333 and encodes 110 amino acids. Gene Ontology annotation, biological process: mRNA splicing, via spliceosome.